This is a messenger RNA of Annulohypoxylon maeteangense, 2712 nucleotides long. RefSeq names its product periodic tryptophan protein 2. Gene Ontology annotation, molecular function: protein binding. The transcript is spliced from 3 exons. The record is from RefSeq and is a predicted model, not a curated record. Gene Ontology annotation, biological process: maturation of SSU-rRNA from tricistronic rRNA transcript (SSU-rRNA, 5.8S rRNA, LSU-rRNA); ribosomal small subunit assembly. The coding region runs from base 1 to 2712 and encodes 903 amino acids. Lineage: Eukaryota; Fungi; Ascomycota; Sordariomycetes; Xylariales; Hypoxylaceae. Gene Ontology annotation, cellular component: small-subunit processome; Pwp2p-containing subcomplex of 90S preribosome.
AUGAAGACAGAUUUCAGAUUUUCCAAUCUUCUUGGAACCGUCUACUGUCAGGGCAAUCUAUUAUACAGCCCUGAUGGAACCUGCUUAUUCUCCCCCGUCGGAAACCGAGUUACGGUAUUCAACCUUGUAGACAACAAAUCAUACACUCUCCCCUUUGCGCAUAGAAAGAACAUCACGAGGAUUGGCUUAACACCGCGGGGCAACCUUCUACUCUCAGUUGACGAAGAUGGACACGCAAUAUUGACCAAUGUCCCACGACGAAUAUCUAUAUACCACUUUUCCUUCCGAUCUCCUGUCACUGCCCUCGCCUUUUCCCCUUCAGGACGCCACUUUGCCGUAGGACUAGGUCGAAAGACUGAAGUAUGGCAGGUUCCAUCAACCCCAGACUCCAACUCGGAGGGAGAGUUGGAAUUUGCGCCGUUCGUUCGACAUCACACACAUAUGGGUCAUUUCGAUGAUGUCCAUCACAUUGAGUGGUCGAUAGAUUCACGCUUCUUCUUAACUGCCUCCAAAGACCUUACCGCUCGGAUAUGGAGUUUGGAUGCCGAGGAAGGAUUUACCCCCACAGUCCUGUCGGGUCACAAGCAGGCAGUCAUCGGCGCUUGGUUUUCGAAGAACCAGGAAACGAUAUACACUGUCAGCAAAGAUGGCGCCGUCUUUGACUGGCAGUAUACUCGGCACCCUGAUGCGCCGCCACCAGACGAGGACGAAGAUAUGGAUGUUGACGGAGACGAGCGCUGGAGAAUCGUCCAAAAGCAUUACUUUAUGCAGAGCAAUGCUAAUGUUAGAUGUGCUGCUUUCCAUCCCGAGUCUAACCUCUUAGUUGCUGGUUUCUCUAAUGGUAUAUUCGGCUUAUACGAAAUGCCCGAUUUCAACGCUAUUCAUACCCUCAGCAUAUCACAAAAUGAAAUCGACUUUGUUACGAUAAAUAAGAGCGGAGAAUGGUUGGCCUUUGGAGCUUCUAAACUAGGCCAGCUGCUUGUCUGGGAGUGGCAAUCUGAAUCUUACAUCUUAAAACAGCAAGGUCACUUCGAUUCCAUGAAUUCCUUAGUUUACUCUCCCGACGGAAAGCGCAUUAUCACCACAGCCGACGAUGGAAAGAUCAAGGUUUGGGAUGUCGAUUCUGGAUUCUGUAUAGUCACAUUCACCGAACAUACGAGUGGUGUAACAGCUUGCGAGUUCGCAAAGAAGGGGAAUGUGCUAUUUACUUCAAGUUUAGAUGGUUCUAUACGAGCGUGGGAUCUUAUCCGAUAUCGAAACUUCCGAACAUUCACAGCACCGAGCCGACUCUCUUUUUCCUGCAUGGCAGUUGACCCUAGUGGUGAGGUGGUGGCUGCGGGGUCUCUGGACUCAUUCGAUGUCCACAUUUGGUCUGUGCAGACCGGUCAGUUGCUCGACCAAUUAUCCGGCCACGAAGGUCCUGUUUAUUCGUUGGCAUUUUCGCCAAAUGGUAGUACUCUAUUCAGUGGAAGCUGGGAUAGAACAGCCAGGAUGUGGUCGAUAUUCAGUCGCACACAGACUAGUGAGCCUCUACAAUUACAAGCAGAUGUCCUAGACAUCGCAGUCCGACCGGAUUCUGCACAGCUUGCAAUAUCCACUUUAGACGGCCAAUUAUCAUUCUGGUCUGUAUCGGAUGCAGAGCAGGUAUCCGGUCUGGACGGGCGGCGGGACGUAUCAGGAGGUCGGAAGGUCACUGAUCGUAGGACCGCUGCCAAUGUAGCUGGUACCAAGAGUUUUAACACUAUACGAUAUAGCACAGACGGCAGUUGCCUUUUAGCAGCAGGAAACAGCAAAUACAUUUGCCUGUAUUCUGUCAGCACCAUGGUUCUCCUGAAAAAGUUUACUGUCAGCGUCAACCUUUCCCUAUCAGGAACACAGGAGUUUUUGAACAGCAAGUUACUCACGGAAGCAGGGCCGGAAGGGUUACUCGACGACGAGGCCGACCUUUCAGAUCGGGAGGCCCGGAAGGAUAAGUCAUUACCUGGUUCCAAGAGAGGCGGCGACCCAUCCGCUAGGAAGAAGUUGCCCGAAGUAAAAGUGACUAGCGUUGGCUUCUCACCGGCCGGUACCGCAUUCUGUGCUGCAUCAACGGAAGGCCUCCUCAUAUACAGCGUAGACAACGAGCUGCAAUUCGACCCGUUCGAUCUUAAUAUGGAAAUCACGCCAGCUUCAACUCUUGCCAUUCUUGAAAAUGAAAAGGAUUACCUUAAAGCUUUAGUCAUGACAUUCCGCCUUAACGAGGCCCUUUUAAUUAAGAGGGUCUUUCAAUCGGUGCCAUAUACAGAUAUCCCAUUGGUGGUGGAACAGUUUCCUGUGGUAUACGUUGCAAGGCUUCUACGAUUCGUCGCAGCCCAGACCGAAGAAUCACCUCACAUCGAGUUUUGUCUAUUAUGGAUCAAAUCAUUGGUAGAUAAGCACGGAUCGUGGCUUACAGCAAAUCGGAGUAAAGUGGACGUUGAACUCCGGGUUGUUGCUAGAGCAGUCACGAGAAUGCGAAACGAGAUUAAGCGAUUGGCCGACGAUAACGUGUACAUGAUCGACUAUCUACUCGGUCAAGCUAACACCAAAAGUAUGGACACCAACAACCAGAAAUUGGUAACUGGUGAAGGCGAUAUCCAAGUAAAGAUGGUGGGGUCAGAGGAAGAGAUGAUCUUAGAAGAUGCAAUACAAUCUGAGGCGGAGUCUGAGACCGGGUGGGUUGGCCUGGAAUGA